UCGGAUACAUUCAUUCAUUCAUUGCCACAAACAAACGGCCGCACAUGUGAAAAAGAAAAAAAGUCACCUCCAGCCGCACACAUUGGAACCAAUAACGAUAAAUAUUUUUGUUUGAAAAACAUUUGACGCUCAUUUGUUGACAAUUGGCAAUUGGCAAUUUGCAAUUGUCAAAGUGAAAGUACGAGUGCAAGUACUUGGACGCGGUUUCCUUUCGUCGUCAACUGGCGUGAUACAUCUGUACAAGCACCCAUCUAUCGAUCGAUCCACACUGUACCAGUCAAUAGAAGCAGUAGCAGUAGCAGCAGCAGCAGCAAAACACUCCUCUCAAGCAAACAACCUGCCAGCCCAAAGCACAUCAAAUCAAUUACAAAAAUGAUUUUCAAAAUAUUUGUCCUUUGCCUUCUGGCAUGUUUAAGUUGGGCCGAUAAUUCCGUGGAACAACCAGUUGUGCCAGCCGAAUCGGCGAUAUCUUUCGAAACAUCACACAAACGUCCAGGAGAAGUGGGCGAUGAUGGCUUCCAAACAUCACAUCGCAUUUCCCACUACGAUGUGGAGAACAUGAACCUACUGCCAACCAAGGAGAAGCCCGAAUUAAAUCCGGUACUCAGCGCCCUCAUCAAUGAGGAUGUUAUGAAGAGCAUCGAGGCCAAGCGAGCCAUCGAAGAGGCAGAAUUGGAAAUCAUCAAAUCGGAAAUUGCCGCCGAGGAGGAAAGACUCAAGGCCGAAGCCGCAGCCAAUCAGGAAACGGUUAGCACCACAGAGAAACCUGUGCUCACCACCGGAGCUCCCCCGAAAAAGGCCACUCUGGAUGGCGAAGAAGACAUAAAUGUGGGCUUUGUGGAUCAGGCCAUCGCCCUGGACACGGCCGGUACCGAGAAUAAUAAAAAAUCUCGCAUUGAAAUCAAAAAGGGUCCCAAUGGCCAAGAUUAUGAAUACGAAUACGUCUACUAUUACGAUGACGAAGGUGAGGAUGAAGAAGAAAAGGGCGGAUCAGCAGAUGAGAAGGAUAGGGAAGAGAAAGCUGAAUCUCGUGGAAAAUCUCGUUAUACCAACAUUGAACGCAGUACUGCGGCUACUCCCAAUGACAACAGCUUGGUGACAGGUAAGGCCAAGGGUCGCUCCUCUAAUGUGGAGGAGAACAUCGAAACGGAGCGGUUACCUCACAACACACGCUUCCCAAGUCGUGGCAAGUCUGCUGAUGUCACCCCUACACCCGCCAUAGACUCGCUGGACUCAGCCGCCGAAAAGAAGAAGAUCAGCGUCAAGCGACCCAGUUUGGAGUUGGUCGACAGUGAAACCUUUAAUACGGAUGAGAAACAAGCCAAGGGUUCCCGCAAUGCCGAAAAUGACACCAAGACAGCUAUUGCCAUCGAACAGGAAAUGGCUGCCGCCCAAGCUACCAAAGACGCUGAGGCUGAGAAAAUGAAGUCAGAAAGUGAGGACGCCGCCAUGGACGACGAUGAGGAUGUCGAGCAGACCACUCCGGCAAUGGAGAAGGCGGCUUUCGAUUUGUAUGCCAUCUUGGCCAAUGAGAACAACAACAUGGAAAUGACCACCGACUCUGAUAUGGAUGUCACAACAAUGGUUCCCGAUACCACAGACAUGUACGGCGAAGACAUGAUGACCACAAUGGUGGAGGAGGAGUCGAGUACCACGACCACUACGACCACAACUACCACUACUGAACCGACUACCACUACGACAACCACCACCACUACCCAGGCAUCAUUGUUCGGUGGCAAACGCGGAGGUGCGAGUGGCGGUCGCAAUCGUUUCAAGCUGAAAUCUGGAGGAGCAUCGACCACCACAACAACGGAAGGCCCCGCUGCUGCAGAAGCUCCCAAGACAGGCAAAAAUCGUUUCUCACGUCCUCCCCUUGGUGGUCGCCCUCGUCCAGGUGCAAGAACAACAGCCGCACCCGCAGCCGAAGAGCAAAAUGAAGAAGAAGUCUCUGUUAAAGAAGUCAAGCCCGUCAGUUCGGGAUUCGGACGUAACAAACCACGUAAUCGUUUUAACCUACGAGGCAGUACAACAGCCGCCGCUCCUGUGGCCAAGAGCGAUGAUGCCGCCGAAGAAACAGUAUCGAGCACCACAGCCCGUGCAGUGCGAGGUCGUCCAACUUUGAAUUUGCGCGGACGCAGUCGAACAACUACCAGCAAAACAACACCAGCCGACGAGGAAGCUGCCAAUGACAGUGAAAACAGUGUGGACGAGAAGGCCGCCACCCCCGCUGCUGCUCCCACAAAGGCAUCUCGUUUCAAUCUGAACCGCGCCGCUGGAGGCCGUUUGCCUGGACGUGGCAAACUUGGACGCACCACCGAAGCCCCAGCAGCCACUGAGGACUCCGAUGCCGACAGCAGCCAUCACAACGAUGUGAAGGGAGAAGGCGAGGAAUCUGGCGACAAGCCAGCUGAAGAGAAGCCAUCUGCCAAUUUGGGUGGCCUCAACCGUUUGAAGACACGCCCACGUAUUGGUGGCCCACAAAAGACUGAUAGCCUCAGACCAAAGGCGGCUCCUGCUCCACCGCGCAAAGUCAAUCCCCUGCUUGCCAAGAAACGCAUGCAGUUGAGCACUUCAACGACAGAAUCCACUGCCGAUGAAGAUGGCGCAUCGUCUUCGGAAAACGAGGAUGCCCACGAGGAAGCCGCUGAUGCGAAUGAGGAGAACAAAGAUGAAGCUCUCGCAGAGCCAGAGACAACAACCAAGCAACAGCCCCGCGGUUUGGGACUCCUGGGUCAAAGAAGGCCUCUGAGAAAGCCAGGAACAUUAUUGUAAAUAAUCUCACUCCCUCUCUAUCUCCCCCUCCCCCCCCCCCACCCCCCCUCCUCAAGCACUCACUGUCACUCAUUGAGUACUCAACGCAAUGAAAUGCUCAUAACUUAAAUACUUCUAUUCCUACUUUGUAUGUAUGUAUGUAUUUUAUAUGAUAAUGUCCUUCUAUAUGUCCAUAUACGCCCCCCCCGUCCCCAUUUCCUUACUCGCCCUCCCUUUUCCUUUGAAGGAAGUGGACAAAUCCUUUAAGAUUAGUUUUGUUUGCCAGGGACGCCCAGAUUCCCAAAAGCAAAUUUCGGUAGUUUAAGUGCUUCCACCAACACUCACGAACAGAAGACAGGAAAUCCCCCACUCCCCAGUUCUUAAACAACAACAAAAAGAAUUAUUUUGAUUAUAUUUAAGUUUCUUAAAUUAGGUACGACAUUUAAAGCCCCUUUUUCAAUUUCGAUAUUCAAUACACACCAGUAUGUGCACAUGUUUGUAUGUUGCUGUGGGUGUGUGUGUGUGUGCGUACCCUUGUAUUGUAAAAAGUUUGUUAUAAAAAUUAUUUCGAUAAAUAAAAUACAAAAAUUACAAAAUUA
Molecule: messenger RNA, 3353 nt
Organism: Stomoxys calcitrans (stable fly)
Lineage: Eukaryota; Metazoa; Arthropoda; Insecta; Diptera; Muscidae
Exons: 5
Coding region: 373-2775 (800 amino acids)
Source: RefSeq, a predicted model, not a curated record